AUGGCGCCGAAGGGGGUCACGAUGAAGAAACCUGCUCAGUGGGUGGAGAGCCUCGAGUAUGGCCCGAUGACGAAACCAGCCGCUGCUCCUGUCCACGCGCCGUCCAUCUACGGAGGGGCGGAGGUGACAGAUCUACCCGACGGCACGUUAGACAUUCGCCAGGUCAGCCGUGCCCAACGGCGCGUGUUCCACCUCAAUCGCCACAGCAUUGACCCGAAGACCUUGGAGCGCUACGACUUCGCGAACAGCAAAGAGUGCCAGGUCCCCGGUACGACAAAUGAUAUUAGCAGCAUCAUCAACAGCUGCGUGGCGCGUGCGAGCGACUGGACGGCUGGGCCGACGAUCAAGGAGCGCAGUGGCAAGAAGGUGCUGACGCAGACGCGGGAGGACGAGGACACCCAGAGGGCCCAGGGCUACUUCGAGAAGGCGUUCAUCGGGCUAGUCUACCACGGGAAUGAAGGGCUUUUCAAGACAGCCAGGGCCGCUGGAGAGUGCGAGAACUACUCUGAGACUGGCAGGUGGUACACUACGGGCCACUCUGUGAAGCGCAGCCAGAAGCGCACGAGGGAGCUCCACGGGACCAUCUUGAUGGACGCAGCCUCGGAGAAGACCUUCAACCGCGCCAUGCUCGAGAGGAUGGCCGAGAUCGGCGACGAGGUCGGCUCCGAGAAGUGGUUUCGCACCGCGGUCAAAGACAGCAGCAAGGCCGAGCAGAAGCGCAUCCAGACGGCCGCCCACGCUUCGCAGGACGGCAUGCAGAUGCUCCAG
Molecule: messenger RNA, 768 nt
Organism: Prorocentrum cordatum
Lineage: Eukaryota; Dinophyceae; Prorocentrales; Prorocentraceae
Source: the annotation of a GenBank genome assembly